Hydatigera taeniaeformis is the source of this 834-nucleotide messenger RNA. NCBI's taxonomy places the organism in Eukaryota, Metazoa, Platyhelminthes, Cestoda, Cyclophyllidea, Taeniidae. The record is from the annotation of a GenBank genome assembly.
AUGGAGGUCCUCAAGCCGUCACAUAUUUCUACCAUUGAAGCCGAAGCUACUAGUCUCAGCAGCAGUGCUUCGGGAAAAAUAGAAAUGGGACCAAGUGACCAAAAGAGUUAUCCUUUAACUACGCAAGCGAAUGCAGCCGCGCAUCUUGAGAAUGAAAAAGAUCUUAGCGAUUUGGGAUCAGGCGAUGCGCACAUAAUGGAGGAAGCUAAAAAGAGAGCAAAGGAGCGUCAAAUGCUGAAAAGAGAACAGAGAAGCCACGGAGAAACAAGUGGUCAUGCCUACCUUACUGAUCUUGAAUCCAGUCUACUUCAAAAAUAUGCGGUAAAAAAUCAUGAUCCUUCACACAGUGAUUCACAAACUGGACUGGAACUCACUCGACCAACUACCGAUGGGUCUGGUGAAGCUCAAAAGGAGUUGCUUGAACGCAGAAUGCGUGAAAGAUCUCCGGUGAUGCAUACAAUUCGGCCUCCGUGGUUCACUGAGGAGAAGUCUAUCAGCAAAAUGGUUAGAUCGCAAAACACAUCGGACUCCAAGAAGUGGGACUUUCAACGCACAUGCAAUCAAAUCGACUUUCCAAGCUAUACGGUGGAGGAAAUGCGAAGUGCUCGCCCAAAGACAAUAACGGAAGCAAGACACAAGAAGUGCACUUGGAUGCCGAAUUUGGCACCAGAAGUUAUCGCUGAAAGUCAGGUUGGAAGACGAUCAACCUCCAAUAAAAUAUCGCACAACGGAUCUAUCGAGUCCAAUAGAUUCUCCACAAAAUCUCCGCGUCGUGCGAACGACGUCAACCUUCCAGCCCAUUCCAAAGUGCCGGCCCCGUACGCCAUGGAUUGA